GUUAUUUCAGCAGCAGCAGCAGCACAACAAGCUGCCAGCCAGUUUGUCAGCUGACAGAUCUGUUAACCAAAUUGGGGUUUCGGUCGCUGCCGCCAUCUUCAGUGCCAUGGGGAGCCCACCAGCCAAGAUGAAGUUUUGCCCCAUCCACAUGCUUUCUGUAAGAAUCAUACAAGCUAAGAACAUCAAGUCAAGAGACCUGUGGACAGUUCCACUUUCGUGCCAAAACCUUGCGGGGCAAUGUUAUUCACUGCUUGAUACCAGUCUGAAGUAUUUAGGCAUCUCGGGCUGCAGUAGAAAUCUUCCGUCAAGUCCUGACUCCAGCUCUGAAAGACAUCACCUGGGAGAUUUCCUUUCACACCGUUGCCAAGCUUCACAAAUGACAGCAUCAGACUGCUAUGUACGCUUGUGGCUGCCAUCUGCUUCACCUGGAAAGCUUCAGACCAAAACCAUCAGGAAUUCUGACAACCCUGUCUGGAAUGAGACUUUCUACUUUAGGAUCCAGAGAGAAGUUGAGAAUAUUUUAGAAUUGGCAGUGUGUGAUGAAGAUGCACUCACCAAAGAUGACAUGCAGUUCACAGUUCUUUUUAAUGUUGCCAGAAUCAGACCUGGGGAGACAAUCCGCGAGACAUUUGCUUUGAAAUCAGAGACAGAGAGGUGCUCUAAGAAAUGGGAAAGUUUGGAAGUGGAAUUCUGGAUGGAAAGAGUUCCUGGCCCUCCAGAGCAUCUCAUUACCAAUGAUGUCCUAGUGUCUCGUGAGGUUUGCUGCUUGGAAGUGCAUGUAGACAUUAACGAAAGCAGGAAAUACUUGAAAGAGGGUAAAAAUCUCGUGCUUACGGUGCCUGCAUCCCACGAGAGAACACAGAAGACGACAGAGGACACCGAUACUUUCUACUUCCACUGCGUGAAGGCUUGGGAGCCAAUUCUAAAAGUCAGGCUGCAGAAAGUUUCUGAUAAGGAAGAUGACAACAGCAAUUUAAGUGACACCUUAACGGUACCACUGAAAUUUCUUCCUCUUGGACAUAAAGUGAAAGUAACCCUUCCUGUAAGACAUAAUAACCCUCUGCAGUUGUACCUCCAACUAAAUGCUUGCACAGAAAAACUAGAUGUGCGCUUAGGGUAUGACCUGUGCCAAGGAGAGCAGGAGUUCCUGCAUAAGAGGAAGAGAGUCGUUGCUGGUGCCCUGAAAAAGGUUCUUCAUCUGGAAAGAGAUCUACAUGGACAUGAGGUCCCAGUAAUAGCUGUUAUGGCAACAGGUGGAGGUCUCAGAGCAAUGUCAGCUAUGUUUGGCCACCUCUUAGCUCUUCAGAAGCUAAAUCUGUUGGACUGUGUCACCUAUCUCACAGGGGCUUCUGGCUCUACAUGGACCCUAGCAGACCUGUAUGAGCAUGCUGACUGGUCACAGAAGUCUCUGGAGGGGCCACUUAAAGCCGUAAAAGAACAAGUGACAAAAUGCAAACUCAACCUUAUGUCUAUAGACCAUCUGAAGUAUUAUCACAAGGAACUUGCUGAAAGGGCUAAAGCAGGACAUGUCCCAUCUUUUACAACUCUGUGGUCACUUGUGCAGGAGAUGUUCUUGCAUGAGCAGCCAAGAAAGUACAAACUCACAGACCAGCGCAAGGCACUGGAGCAUGGGCAAAACCCACUGCCUUUCUAUGCAGUCCUCAAUGUGAAAGAGGAGAAGUUUGGUACUUUCAAAUUUAGAGAGUGGGCAGAUUUCUCUCCUUACGAAGUGGCCAUACCAAAAUAUGGAGCCUCCAUUCCUUCAGAAUAUUUUGACAGCGAGUUCUUCAUGGGAAGGAGAGUGAAGAAGCUGCCAGAAUCUCGGAUCUGCUAUCUGGAAGGUCUUUGGACAAACAUCUUUACUAGGAAUUUGCUGGAUGGCUUGUACUGGUCCUCAAAUUCAAAUGAAUUCUGGGAACGAUGGUCCCAAGAUAUGGUAGAUAUAGAGAAACAUUCUCCUGAGGAAGACGUUACUGUCAUUGAGCCUCCAUCUUGUUUGUCAGGAAAGUUGUAUGAAAUGUUUCAGGACAUCAUGACCAAGCGCCCACUACUGGGAAAGUCUCAUAACUUCCUGAGAGGCUUAGAGUUUCAUAAGGAUUAUAUCCAUCAGAAAAAAUUUAUUGAAUGGAAAGACACUGUGCUGGAUGGUUUCCCUAACAAUCUGACACCGCUGCAGAAAUACCUGUGUCUGAUAGAUGUUGGCUAUUUCAUCAACACCAGUGGUGCAGCACUUUUCAAGCCAGAGAGGAAUGUAGAUGUCAUCAUAUCCCUUGAUUAUGGUUUGGGACAUGUGUUCAAGCAAUUAGAGAUGACAUACAAAUAUUGCAAGAUACAAAACAUCCCAUUCCCCAAAGUGGAGCUAAGUCCAGAAGAAGAGAAGAACCCAAAGGAAUGUUACAUAUUUGCGGAUGCAGAGGACCCCAGAGCACCUAUAGUAAUCCAUUUUCCCUUGGUGAAUGACACCUUUAAGGAAUUCAAGGAGCCAGGGGUGAAGCGUGGUCACUCAGAGAUGGAAGAAGGCAAAGUAAAUCUGGAGAACAACUGCUCACCGUACUACCUCAUUAGGCUAAUUUACUCCUCUGAAAAUUUUGAUAAACUUGUGAACCUGAGCAAAUACAACAUUCUCAAUAACAAAGACCUGCUCCUCCAGGCCAUCAGGAGUGCUGUAGAAAGAAGGAAAAGCAGAAGGACUGGGAAUUUCUCCAGCUACUCUGGAUAUCCCUAGGCUGGGUUUUUGCCCUGUUCCCCACUGAAGGCUAUGGCAGCACAUUGCAACACAUCACAUCACAGUCACGUUACAACAUAUCACAGUGUUCAUCCUUUGCAGAAAACUGAUGAAACCUGUACAUUUCUCACCUUGCCGUGUUCAGGCUCCCAGCUUUCAGCAGGGUUUUUCUCCUUCUCCCACAUUUUCAGACCACAAGAGUCUCGCAAUGUGGUCUUACUUGUUAAGAAAUUAGGGUCCUGCUAGGCAGAGAUCUCCCAGGAUCUCCUUGAUGUUACAGUAUAUAUAUGGUGGUGGUGAUAGUUCUUUGUAUGAGCCUGUCCCUUCAACCCUGAGCCCAUUGCUGGUGUCCUUUCAAGACUUGAUUACAGAUCAAGUCCUGGCCAUUUGCAUUCAGUGAUGUCCAGAUUUUCAGAUAGGCUGAGCAACUAGAAUUUGCACUGAAUUGGUGGGCUCAGCUUUGAAGUCAGGCAUAUAUAUGUGAAAAGCAGCCAAACUGCAGUGUGGACAACUGCACUCUGUCUGGCCUAUUUCCCUUGCUGAUUUAGAAGUUACUCCUUUUUUCCAUUCCCCUGCAAGACUUUGGCAGAGAAAUGCUGCUCCAGACCACCACAUCGGGGGUGGUUACAUUUCAAAAGAGAGGGCAGUAACAGCAGUGAGUGAGCACAGCUCCUUCGAGCAUUGGCUGCAGGAAAAGUUCUGCAUAAAGCACAUGUGAUUGUAUUGAUUUAUAUCAGCAGUGCCUUUUUGGAUUAAAAUGUCAAGAGCCUGAAACAAGUUUUUCAUAGCAGAAGUUUGAGAGGAAUAAUUACCAUAGAGUCAAGUAUAUUUAAUUUAGUGAUCGUGACUGAGACGUAAGCUGGUUCUCCUUACAGAUGUAAACUGAAUGUAGGACAACAUAACUCACUAACAGAGUGCAGAGCCAUUGUAUUUUCACACACAGAAGAUUUUCCCUUUAUAUUCUUCUACCCCUAACAUCACAGGCAAAGUAUUUUUAAUAGGUGCUACAUAAAAUAGAGCACAAAUUAAAAAAAAAAUAGGACACACAUUUUCCUCCUUGCUGGUGGAAAAUAUUUGGAAAAUGACGCCUGGUUUUCAUUUGCUUUGGAAUGCAGUGAGAGACUUUGCCUUGAGCUAGAAGCUUGGAACAUCUUUAUGGCACUCCACUAGAUUAAAAAGAUCAUAGGGAAGGAUGCUGAGCAAUAUAAAACAGAGCUUCACAGAAGUCGGAGAAGUUUGCAAAUUUCCUCACACUGAAGGAUUUGGACCUGCUUCUGGAUUUUUUUUCCAAACACAGCAUAUUCAUCAGGACUUCCAAGGAAAAUCUUACAUAUUUCUUCUGUGUUGGAAAUUUACUUGAGAUCUAGAAUUAGUUGUACUUGAAAUCCAAAAUCAGACAAAGAACAAGGAAGAGGGGUCUGUCUUUUUGGUAUACACAGACAAUAUUGAAGCUCAAAGAGAGACCAUUUACAAAAGACUUGAUUGUCUGAAGCCUGCAUCUACUAAAUGCUGCUUCUGCUGCAAUGGCCAUGGCUGGGGUUUAGCAAUGCUUCUUGUACAAUGUUUACUUGCUGAGCUAAGGAACACACCCAGAACUGAGGAGCCUCAACGGCUGCAGUACAACUCUACCUUGGGAUUCAGAUCAUUAGAAGUUAACAACUAAUCAGAUACUGGCUGCAAGACAAAAUAUAAAGAGCCAUUUUGAGUUGGGAGUUGAUCCAGCUGGAUCUGUUACUUUUGCACAGGAGAGCAGCAUGUCCUGGCGCAGCAUUGUGUGGCACAUACAAGCCCACAUGGCUCUGUGCACACACGUGCACAGGGUGUGCAGCAUUCCCAUGCUCCUCUGGCUGCUCCUAGAAAGCCCUGCUGCUGCAAAAAGAUAUUGCUGUUGUGUCCCUGGGCUACAGAGAACAAUCUGUAACCCUUGUGAGCCUUGGCAGCACGUACGCAGCAGCGAGGCAGCUCAGCCACACUGAGAAAACUUGAUUUUGGUCUUCUAAAAUGCUCCACAGACUAAUAAUUGGAGCAUGUUUGGUGCAUUCAUAGUGCUGCUAAUACAAACAGAAAGACCCAGUAAAAUGUGAAGGAGCCACAAAACCACAAGGUUUUCAGGUAACCCAGAGCUGGUUUGCAGAAUUGCAGAAUUACCGUUCUGAGGAGCUGUUAAAUCCUGUUACAAAGGGAGGGUGGGAGGGAGGGAGCUGUGGGUGGGGAAGGUGGUGUGACUGCUGGGAGAACUGUCACCAGUGGUUUUGCCAACACUUAAAAUCAGGUUGGGAACUGCUGUCUAAUCUUGCAGCCAGAGGCACAGACAGGCAUGUUCCCCUUCAUUUCUCUGGUGCCCCAUGUGGUACCUCUGUAGCCUUAAAUUAUAAUAGCUUUUUCAAAUAUAAUUUUGUAUUUCAGAGCCUGAAAUUAUGUGAGGGCUGUAUCAUUGCCCAUCAGAGUGCCUUUUUGUUUCAUUUUGCUUGCCUUUUUGUUUUUGUAACAUGAUGUGGAUGUGGCAUAUGGGAACACAGUUUAGUGGUGGACAUGGCAGCGCUGAUUUAACAGUUGGACUGGAUGGUUGUAGAGGUCUCUUCCAACCUAAAUGAUACUGUGGUUCUGUGACAUUGGAGGAGUGUGUUGCUGGCUUGAUGGUGUAGUAGGAGGACCUGGAGGGCAUUUGUGAGCACAGAGGCUGCUGGAGAAUUCUGCAGGUUGGAGGGACCUACACCUGGCACAGUCUUGUCUGUGCAGCUUGUGGGAAGUGGUGGCUGGCACAGGUUGUCCCUCAAAGCACUCCUGAGCUGGGGUUCAGAGCAUGCUGAUUUGCUCUGCCCCCACACCACAGGAAUGUAAGGCAUAGUUUCAGUGGCAUAAGGCUGAUCAGAGACCUGUGCUCAGGACUGGUCCUUGUUCCCUUUAGAGUAAACAUGGAGUCUGAGGGCCUCUGAAAUUGUGUGUGGUUGUUCCUCAGAGGUGUGGUUUUGUUUUUUUCCUUGGCCGCAUUCUUGCCUGCCUAGUACCACGUGUUGUGCUGUGACUGAACAGAGUGCAUGCAAACCAAAUCAGACACUGCCAGGAGAAAGCUGCCUCUCUCUGCAUCUCACCAACAAAAGCACCUGCCAUACUUACAAACCAGGCCUUGCUGGUCUGGUGUUGUGUUGCUUAACUGCUGAAGAUGGACGCAUGCCUGCCAAAAAACCUUAUCCGAAAUACACCCCAGAUCACUGCUCUCUGAUGAACAUUUUGCUGGAAAAACCCCCAAAAUACAGAGCAUGCUGUCUGCUGCCAAACACAAAGGAAAUGAGACUGUUCUUAUAACUAUUACCUGCUCUUCAUAGAAAUUGCUUGCUUGUGUCUUUUAACUGUUUAAUAAUAUAUUAAUGAAAAAUAAAAUAUUGCAAAAGAGCACCAGAA
This is a messenger RNA of Haemorhous mexicanus (house finch), 6127 nucleotides long. Its product is annotated as cytosolic phospholipase A2 beta-like. Gene Ontology annotation, molecular function: calcium ion binding; calcium-dependent phospholipid binding. The transcript has 21 exons. Gene Ontology annotation, cellular component: cytosol. The record is from RefSeq and is a predicted model, not a curated record. Gene Ontology annotation, biological process: glycerophospholipid catabolic process. NCBI's taxonomy places the organism in Eukaryota, Metazoa, Chordata, Aves, Passeriformes, Fringillidae. The coding region runs from base 107 to 2725 and encodes 872 amino acids.